AUGCGAUCCGGUACUCUUGCUCUACGCGCCAGCAUCACGCUGGCAUCACAUCUCCACCCGGCGCACUUCAAUGCCAUCCGAAUAGGACGGUGCGGGGUCCUCAAGUAUAGCGUCUCUGCCUUUUCAAGCAUUGGGAGUUUAGCAGGGCCUCCAAAGUCACCAUCACCAUCACCGGACCGGAAAAGCAACAUAUACUACACGCCAGUAGAAGCAGCUGAUUCAAAACGCGGUCUGUCGAGAAAAGAACGCYAGGAUCUCAGAGCCGAGGCUUAUCGGCCACCAAUGACCCUUGCAGACAAGCAGGCCGAACAAGAUCUCCGCCGUUCUGCCCGACCCGUCGAUGUUCUACGCCGAUGCAUCGACGACGGGAACGCUUCACCACAUGUUGUGCGUCUCUGUCUGGAAGCGCAAUGGUCGGCACAGGCAUCUAUCCCGCGACAGCGUCGCGAACGGAUUCUCGCCGCACAGCGGAAGGAUGGUCUCGCCCAGCUGAUCUUGAUGCAAAUGUUGAACGACUUUCCCCAAUGGAUCUCUUUCCUUGGAUGGGAAGUCAGCGCAGUUGGCCAUCUCUGCUACUUCGCGGCCGUCGAAGGGUUGGAAGCAUAUAUGCUGGACUUGCUGUUUGUCACCACCUCGGAGUCUACAAUUCACUGGCGUACAGGUCUCUUCCAGGGAAUGAUCGCCGCAGAGCACAUGCUCGACACUCGUGGUUCCGCUAACAGACUCCUGGAAAUCUUCUUCAAGGUUACGGAUACGAUCGCUGAUAAGCGAAAAGAGCGCGCGCUUCACCCGACCAAUGGCGAGAAUCACGCCUCCUGUGGGAUCCUCACCAUGGACACGGAACCUGCCCUUCUACGGACAUUCAGUUGUUUAACGGAUCGCGGAUCGUUGUUCGGUACACAUCGGACAUCUCCCGCCCUAUACGAUCGAUUCAUGGACCACUAUCAGCAAGCCAUGUCAAAAAGGCUGAACCACCGAGAAGCCAAAUGGGGUUUGUCUCGUGCUUUGCUAUUUCAUCCAGUCUCUUUAGAUGCAGGUCCAGCACUUGAUCUUCUCCGAGACUAUGCCUACCUUGGGCCCGAUGUUUUCACGAGCCAGCGCGCUUGGGUUCAUGAUAGUCUCGACUCGAUAGUGGCAAGCUUCAUAAGACGAACUGCAGAAGUGGCAGAAGCGAGCGGCAACUGGGAAGCUGCCGUCUGGGUCUUCAAGACCUUUGAAAAACAGUUUUUGACGGUUAAGCCAAUGGACAUGCGACAUGCCAGAGGCCAGGUCAGAUCGCUUGGUGUGCCUCCGACGCCAAUACAGCAGCGGCUCUUCACUGCUGCCACCCGAGUGGGCGGUCUCCUCGAGAAACCCCGCCCAGAGACUGUGCAAGUGGACAUUCAGCUCCGCUGA
This is a messenger RNA of Ramularia collo-cygni, 1395 nucleotides long. RefSeq lists its product as uncharacterized. The record is from RefSeq and is a predicted model, not a curated record. Lineage: Eukaryota; Fungi; Ascomycota; Dothideomycetes; Mycosphaerellales; Mycosphaerellaceae. The transcript has a single exon. Bases 1 to 1395 code for a protein of 464 amino acids.